Molecule: messenger RNA, 1776 nt
Organism: Lachancea nothofagi CBS 11611
Lineage: Eukaryota; Fungi; Ascomycota; Saccharomycetes; Saccharomycetales; Saccharomycetaceae
Source: the annotation of a GenBank genome assembly
AUGCUAUCAAGGUCACCGAGGUCACUGUUGAGCCGCUCUCUUGUGAGCUGUAAAGUACUGAACAAGAAUGUGCCCAAGUUCGAUGAUGCCGAGAUGCUUGCUAGCAGGUUGAACAACGCUGCUUAUACCGCUAAGCGUGGAAAAGACCAAUACAAAUGGACGGAAAGACCAGCUAAAGAGGUGGAGGAAGAGUAUAAUGACCGAAUGGCUCGAAUGGCGAAAAUAUCGGCAGCUUUAAGAGGACUAUUGUUUGUAGCAGGUCUAGGAUGUGCCUACACAGCAUACAUGCAAUGGCCACAGAUCAAAGGAUGGUGGAUGACCACGGACAUGAAGCUAAACGAUGAUGCAAUCGAACUUUUGAAGCAGCGGAAGGAAAAAAAGCGGUUGAUGGAGUUUCCCCAGGUACCCUUGACCGAGCCUCCUAGCACCACUCCAGGCCUAUAUUAUUGGGGCGCGGAUCGUAAAGAUGGCAAGAACAGUAAGUUCCCAUUGAGAGUGUCACAUUUUGAUGGACAGAAAUUGAGGUCUGUAUCGCUCUCUUCCACGAGCGGCAAGCUAGCCAUCGAUGCUGCUGGCGAUCUGUAUCGUUGGGACACUAAUUCCAAGAGUUUGAUUUUGCCUAACCAAGAUUUAAUGGAUGUCAAAGUAUCAAACGAAGUAGCCUAUACCCUUAACAAAAGAGGUGAAAUUCUGGUUGUGCCGCUCACCGAUUCAGCAGAAAGAUCAAAAUUUCUGAAAGUAAAGAGAUCCUGGCUUUUACCUUGGAAAACGUAUUGCCAGUACAACCGGAAAUUAGACACCAAACAAGCUUUUUCUAGCCGUGGCGAAAACAGAAUAUCUCAAUUUGAUGUCGGGAAGGACCACUUGGUAUUCAUUUCGAAUGCAGGCAAAGCUUACACCUGUGCCACGGGGACGAAGCACACCGAAGGGGUAAAAUCCAAAGGCCAAUUUGGUGUUCCAACACUCUCACAGUUUGAUCCAUUCCCAGAGCGUAACAAAAUUUAUGAAAUAGAGCUUUUGAACCGUAGCGUUGGCGAAUCAGGAAGUGUUGCGAAGAGAAUUGAAAAAGUCGCUUGUGGAAACUUUCACACACUAGCGCUCGAUUCACUUGGCGAAGUCUUUUCAUUUGGCCUUAAUACUUACGGACAGUUGGGCCAACCUAUUAGCUAUGACAUGGAAUACGUUCCAUUUCCAAAACAGGUGGGGAGAUUCAAUGCCCACUUUUCAAGAGACACGUACUUAAAGAGCGUUGACAUCCACGCAGGCGGAGAUACCUCUUUUGUUAGUAUUGUGCCUCAGGAUAUCCACAAAUACUUCAGGAACAAAGGAAAUGUCUCUUUAAGAGACGAUUUAGACAAAAUAACUUAUUUUGCCUUUGGCAGUGGCAUACAUGGAGAGUUGGGGAAUGGCCAUUACAAACACUCUCAACAGGAUCCAACCAAGUUGAAACUUGUGAAUGACGUCACAGGAGAUGGCUCUACAAUUACUGAAAGACGGGCUAAGAUUGAAAGUUGGUCUUGUGGUAACGAACAUACUUUUUGCAAGCUUGAAAAUAACGAAGUCGUUGCUUGGGGAGACAACUCGGAGGGACAGUUGGGAAACGGUAAGAAGAUCAAAACAUGCAAGCCUAUAAAUAUUCCCAAAUUGCUUGAACCUGGUAGUAGUUCCAAGUCCAUGUCUGAGCAGUCACCAAGUUUCUCUGAUACGCUCACACUAACGCCCGAGCAAGCUAUUGUUGCAGGUGAAAAAUCAAGUUGUCUGUACUGGAAAAUUUAA